AUGCCUACUUUUUCAGCUAUUGCCUUGGAUAGAAUGCUAGAGCCAGGAGCUUCCACAUCUGUCGACACUGUUCCAAGCACAAAAUCGUUUUAUUCAAAGCCACCAGUAUCAAAGCUGGAGAAAGGGAAAGGGAAAUUAUUAGCUAAUGAGAGGACAUUUACUCGUCCUCAUAUGUCACCUGCUCUCUACGCCACUCCUGAUGCAAUCCCGCUACCAAAUUCGCCAUCUUCUUUCCCACCAUCGCCCUAUAUCAUCAACCACAAAUCACGUGGACCGCGUCUUUUGAAAAGCUCUUCUGAGGCUAAUGUGGCUUCCCAACAGAAGACCCUGGAACACGAAAAGAUUACUGGUGAUACAGAGGUAAAGGCUUCUCCUCGGAGGAAGUCCACCUCGUUCUCAUUUCCUGUUAGUGAGUCUGUCGAAGAGGAUUAUUCCAAUGGUGGUCAUGCUCGUCAAAUUGGAAACUAUAAUUUCGAUGGUGUUGUUGAUGGUCCUGUUGGGCAAUGGAGUCCACUUGACGGGAAAAUUGGGAAUGGAAAGUCGGAGUUGGACAAUGCUGCCAAUGGUUUAGAACGAGAAAAUGAGCUGCCGGAGCCUGUCACUGCCAAAGCAGACAAGGAGAGUGAGUCAGAAGAUUUCUAUGACCCAGGUGAAUCAGCAAGCUUCACAAGUAACACAGAGGCAGAGGGUGAUGCAGGAGAGGAAGGUUCAAAUAGACUCGCGACACCUGUGGGAGAGUUCUAUGAUGCUUGGGAUGAACUAUCAACCGACAGUGGAAUGCAGAGUUCAGUUAACAACAUUGAAGCUGAACUAAGGGAGAUAAGGCUGAGUUUACUAAUGGAAAUCGAGAAGAGAAAACAAACAGAGGAAGCUCUCGAGCAGAUGCAAAUUCACUGGCAGAGACUCCGAGAGCAGUUGGCCCAGGUUGGUCUGUUCGUUCCUAUCGAUCCCACCGCCUCCACCUACAACUUGAACCUAUCAGAAGAAUUACGCUGCCAACUCGAGGUUGCUAGGUUUGUCUCUGACUCUCUAGCUAGAGGUAUGGCGAAAGCAGAGGCAGAGAUGGAGAUGGAAUCUAUGCUUGAAACUAAGAACUUUGAAAUCACACGACUGUCUGACCGUCUACACUACUAUGAGGCAGUGAACCGAGAAAUGUCGCAACGUAACCAAGAGGCCAUAGAGGUGGCACGACGAGAGAGGCAGAAGAGAAAGAAGAGGCAGAGAUGGAUUUGGGGAUCAAUUGCAACGACCAUUACUCUAGGGAGCGCGGCAUUGGCAUGGUCUUACAUUCCUGCAUCGAAACCAUCAUCCGAAGCAUCACAAACUCUUAAGGAUGAUUAA
This is a messenger RNA of Arabis nemorensis, 1341 nucleotides long. The record is from the annotation of a GenBank genome assembly. Lineage: Eukaryota; Viridiplantae; Streptophyta; Magnoliopsida; Brassicales; Brassicaceae.